AUGGCCGAUCUGCAAACGAACCACACAUAUGCCGAGCAACUUCUUGAGGCUAGCCAACAAGAAUACCUGCUAUACCGAGACCAACUGUGCCUUACAGAGAGACACCUCGACGGAUUAAUAACCGAUGCGAAUGCUACCCUCGGACUCUUGACCAAACUGUCCAACUCGUUCCAAUCGGUCGAGGCGCAGACCUCCACAUUUCAAGCGCAAUGCGAAGAGGUUCUUACCGAGCAGACCCGCCUUGAGAAGCUUGCGAAUGAUGUCGGGACCGACUAUUACUACUAUUCAUACCUUGAAAAUGCGACGAGACGAUUGAAUGCGCCCGGCGCUGGCCGACUGGUCGACGAUGAAUCCUUUGGAGAAAUGGUGGAGAAUAUUGACGCCUGCGUCGCAUUCAUGGAGGACCACGAAACAUACCGCGAGCGUGACUCGUAUCUCGCACGAUACAAUGCGCUGCUGACCAAAUGUCUGCACUUGCUAGACCACGGUUUCAGCACGAGGCUGGAAAAGGUCUCUUCGGACAUAGCGCGGCAGUUAUCGACAACGAACUCCGAGUCAACACGACAUGCGCUUGCAUACGGUCGUUUCGAGGAAAUGCUCAGCGACUCGUAUGCCUUACUCCCAAAUAUCCAUAAAGUUACCAGGCGCGUGUAUGACCAGUUUGGCCGUUUCGACGAUGGGAUACGAAACUCCUCCAUCUUUUCCAGCUCCACCCUCAGCAUGCUGCGUACCUAUCUCACGACCCGCGACCGCGAUAUCAAAAUCAUGACGCAGCACGAUGUGGAGAAAUAUCAAAAGGAAAUCAAGGACCUGUCCUUGGAGACUGCAUCACGAAAUUACAUCAAGCAAACCCUCGAGCGAGUGCACAACGAAAACAGCCUGUUCGUCAGGGUGUUCAACAUUGAGCCAACGUGGAACAACGCCCAUGAUUCGGUAUUUCAGUCUAUCAAGACGGUGCAAACGACAAUGGUUCAUCCCGGAAAUCUGCAGCCCAUGGCCACACAACUCCAAACUGCAUUUGAGACGGCUGAUAUUCAGUCUGUAUGUAACGUCGUUGGAUGGAUUGCGAAUGAAUACGGCAUAUCGGAGAGUGACGACGAUGACGAUCCAAUUGCGCCGAAGCAGUAUAGGGAAUAUGCCGCUCGUCUCCUUGUUGAGCACCUGUGGCCGUUUGUGGACAAUGCCUUUGAGACGGAAAUCACAAAGUCCGUCACCAAGGGCACUGUGACGGAUGAUGCCCUUAAAAUCGGCCCCGUGGUGGACGGCGUGUCCUCGUCCAAUGCGUACCCGUUGGUUCAGAAAGCGGUUGAGCUGCUACGAAUGUUUGAUCGCGCUAUGCCGAAGGAGAGAUCCUCGCAAAAUAGCCAAGUGGUGUUCCGUGUCGUGCGCGAGACGAUCCUGGUGCUGCAGCAAGGUUCCUCGCGUAUCCAAUCCCAGAAACUCGGGACGGACGCAGACCUGUUCAUGGUCAAGAACCUACUAAUAAUCAAGAACGAGCUGCUAUCGCUCGAAAUUGGCGACAUUCGCAGCCAGCCGCCGGCCAUGCAGCAUUUUGGACAGAUUUGGGAGACGCUGCGCCCGCAGAACCUCGUCGGCUUCGUCGGUACCAUUCUGGGCGGACAGUUGUGGUCGCGGGGAGGCGCGCCGCCUGCCUCGUCCUCGGUGACGGCUAAGACGCUGACCGUCGAGGACAUGAACGAGCAGCUGGACGAGCUGCUGCGGCAGUCCAUCUACGGGUUCACGCGGCGCUGGGCGGGCCGGGUCCGGGACGCGCAGGCUGGGCGGCCGGGCGCCCGGUCUCUCGCGCAGGUCGAGGCCGAGCUGGAGACGGCCCUGCAGACGGCGUUUAGCAACCAGCCGGAGGUAGUAGGCAAGCUCAAGGAAGCGAUUGAGUUUUACGAGGAGGAUACGGCGGCGCGAUCUGGGAAGCGGUAG
Messenger RNA from Cordyceps fumosorosea ARSEF 2679, 1935 nucleotides. Its product is annotated as Sec34-like protein. The transcript is spliced from 4 exons. NCBI's taxonomy places the organism in Eukaryota, Fungi, Ascomycota, Sordariomycetes, Hypocreales, Cordycipitaceae. Gene Ontology annotation, cellular component: membrane; cis-Golgi network; COG complex. Gene Ontology annotation, biological process: intra-Golgi vesicle-mediated transport; autophagy; Golgi organization. Bases 1 to 1935 code for a protein of 644 amino acids. The record is from RefSeq and is a predicted model, not a curated record.